CCCUCAAGGACUGAGGGAUUUGGACUGACUGCCCUAGAGGCCAUGUCUGGUGGCCUGCCAAUACUUGUCAGUGGCAACUCUGGAUUUGGGGAAGCACUCAAGCAAGUGCCAUUUGGCAACCAAUUUGUUGUGGAUUCAGAAGAUCCUGAUAAGUGGGCUGAGGCAAUCAAGGCUGUUCGAAAGAAGGAGAGGAAGUUGCGACUGGAGGAGGCCAAACACCUUCAAAAAAUGUAUGCCAGCAAGUUCAGCUGGAAGGAACAGUGUGAUUCACUUUAUGAAGCAAUGUGCACUAUCAUGUCAAGGUCCACUACUGAUUUAAAUUCUACCAUAACCCCAAAGUGUCAGUCAUCCAUGGUAAACCCUAAACAGGCUGAUCAAAGCGCUGAACAUUUGGCUAGCAAUCCUGGAGAUCCAUCAGAGAAGCUGGCUUCUAGAAAGCGUAAAAGGUCUAUUUCUCCUCUUGAUGUUCAAGCUCCUAAGCAUUGUAGAUCAGCAGUAGAUGGCCAACAAGCUGUAGAUCACUUUACCUUGGUGAUCAAAAGACUCCAAUCUGAAUACAAAAGGAGGUCUCUGGUUAAACCAUUACCUUGGAACAAUACCCUUCAACUGCAACUUGAUGACAUCUACACCAGAUUUAAAUUUCUCUCUCGAAGGAAACGUGACUUCACAUUGGAAAAUAAUGCCAUUGACAAAGAUGUCAUUUUUGAAUUAGACAAAGGCGAAGAUAGCAUGGUUUUAGUUGAGGGAAGUCCAGGAAUAGGGAAGACAACAUUUUGUCUUAAAGUUGCAAAUGAUUGGGCCAGAAAAAGAUUUGCAGAGAACAGUCAAGGGAAUUUCUCCUUUGAGUUAGUUCUUCUUUUAAAGUGCCGGGAUUUUGAAGGAGAUGUCAUGGAAGCGAUCUGUAAUCAACUUCUUCCUGAAGAUUGUGAUGAAAAAAUUAGGAGUAAUCUUGUUGAUUUCCUAAAAGACCUCCACAACCAGGAAAAAGUUUUGAUAAUUUUGGAUGGUUUGGAUGAGUUGCCCACCAGGUCUAAAUGUCAUUUAGAUAAAUUAUUGAACAGGCAGAUUCUCCCAUUUUGUUUUUUGUUGGUGACAUGCCGUCAAGAGAGAGGAAUUUCGGCACGCAAGGAGUUUCAAUUUGAAAUUCAUUUGCAAAUUGAAGGGUUCACAGACAAUUAAAGCUGCUUCUGACUUUGUCAUGAGGUAUUUCGACAACAUUUCUACUACUAAUGGCCAGAAACUUGUUGCAGAAAUCAAGGAAAAUAGUCUCCUUCAGGCACUUCCAAAGAACCCUUUAAAUUUGCUGCUUCUGUGUGUUGUGUUUGAGGACUUUCAAGGAAAACUUCCAUCCUCCCGGACUGAACUUUAUCAGAUUAUAGUGUGUUGUCUCUUAAGAAGAUACUGUGCCAAGAACAAUUUAAUACCUCAUGCUGAUGACAGAAAACUGAGGAAACAGUUUGAAGAGAGCAUGCUUGCUUUGGGAGAGCUAGCGUGGAAUUGUCUUCUCCAAGAUCGCCACAGUUUCUCUGAAGGAGAACUAGCAAGCCUUGAAGAAAGAACUAAUGGUCUAGUUGCCCGUUACCUCGGUCUUGUAUUCAAGGAGGCAAGUUUGAAGAAGAUGAAGCCCAGUGAUGAAUAUUAUUUUCUUCAUAAAACUUUCCAGGAGUUUCUAGCAGCAUCAUAUCUUGCACAUCGUGUACAGAAAGAAGACAUUAACCUCUUCAGUGAUUUUGGCUUGAGGUUCCAUGACAUUGUGACAAAAUACCGGCAGGUGUUUUUGUUUGCAGUUGGGACACUAGAGCAAAAUGAUGUCAUGUUCAGACAAGUUGGCAAAGAACUUGUACAAGUUUAUGGUGAGUGGAACUGGCUUCAGUGCUCAGAAGAAGAAACAACAUUCUUCACUGAAUGUCUUGAGGAAAGUGGAAACUCAGAGGACAUGGCACAUACUUUAUUUUCAUUAAUUCCCCUUCCACAAGAUAUUGUGAUUGGUCACAGCGUUGAUCAUUAUCCAGAAAACAUUGUACCUAUUUUGAAAGUUUGCCAAGCAUUUACACAAUUACAACAACCUCUCAACCUUUUCAUACCUAAUGCAAAUUUUCUUGAGGACUGUGAAAUGAAGGCUAUGACAGAUGUCCUGGAAUCUUGUUGUCACCUUGAAAACCUUUUCUUCUCCGCUCGUGAAAUGACCAAACCACUAGCCGAUGCUUUAUUUGAAGGACUGUCUGCCAGCCCUUCCUUAUUGCUUCUUUCUCUGAAUGUUCCAUACAGCUUGGCUGCUGAUCAAGCUUAUAUUAUUGGCAAGGCAUUGGCUGCAAGCAAGAGUUUGAGAACAGUAUCAAUGAUACUCAGCCAUGACUGCAAUGAGACUUGGGCUAGUGCUCUUGAACAAGGAUUAUCAGCAGGAACACAUCUGAGACGUGUCAUCCUCACCCUCCGUGGAACAAUGAAUCAAACCUCCUUACAGGCUCUGAUAAGCCUGUUUUCCAACAAAUCAUUGACCUUUCUUUCCAUUCUCCUAGAAGGAGAUAUGCAUGAUUCUGUAGCUUAUGCUAUUAAUGAAGGCCUGAAUGCAGAAAAUUCUUUGGAAUCCUUUCAGCUUGUUAUAUUUGGAAAUAUGAGUUACUCUCAGACUGGUGCAAUAUGCCUUGAGAAAGCUUGUUUUCAAAAUCAGUCCUUGAAGUCCUUGGAAGUGUUUGUUCAUGGAGAGGUCCCUGAGAACUGGUCCACUGUUGUUCACAGUUUAAUGUCAUCCAAGCAGCCAACACUGUCUUGUAAUUUGCAACCCAGUGUCUACCACAAGAUAACAGACACACAGAUAAAUCAUCUUGGUGGUCAUAUUUUGCCAAGUGGUAGAUUCUUGUCUGAACAGUCCUUAACUUUGACCCUUUGGGGUAGACUCAGUCAUAGUGGUGCAGAAGCCCUUGGUGAAGUAAUCAGGAGUUCUCUGAUGUCCAGUUUGACUCUAAAUGUCCACAGCAAAUUGGAUGAUGAUGUUGUCCAUUGUCUUGCUGAAUACAAGAAACAUACAAAGACACUAUCCUCUUUCAAAGUAAAUGUUUAUUGUUAUCUCUCUGAAGAGGAAAAGUCUUUUCUUCUGGGUUUAUCAAGUAAUGGGCAAGAACUUCCUUUUGUCUUGAAUUUCCCCCAAAAAAUUCAAGAGGAAUCUGCAUGCCUUUCCAAAGACCUAGUAUGCUCUGACUCCGACCAGUUAGAAUCAAGAUCUGAAACCUGCCACGUUAAUCUUACAUCCAGUUGUACAAGUAAAGACUUUGCACCCUUGAGAAGAUUGCAUGAUGGUUUGCCAAGCACAGUGCCAUUGACAACACUGAGCAUCAGCAUCAAUACUGAUGGUGGCCUCAGUGGAAACUGGGCAACUAUGUUGGCUACUGCUUUAGCUGAGAACACUUCAGUCACAACUUUCAGUCUGACCUUGAACAACUAUGAUGACAUGGGAGGUGGCUGGGGAUGUUGCCUGGGUGAAGCCUUAGCAAGAAACACCUCACUGACCACACUACAGCUCACAUUCAACAACUAUUCUGACAUGAGUGGUGACUGGGCAAAGGGUCUAGCCGAUGGCUUAGUCAAGAACACAUCUGUAAAUACGCACCACCUUACAAUCAAUGACUAUGGUGACACAACUGGAGAAUGGGCAGACACCAUUGGCAAUGCUUAUGCAGAAAACAACAACUUGACUUCCCUUCAUCUGAAAAUCAACAACCAUAGCAUAGACAGUGACAACUGGCUUAAAGAUUUGUGUAUAAGUUUAUCAAGGAGUGAAUCAGUGUUCAAGCUUCAUUUCUAUUUCAGUGACCAAGAUGUGUUUGUGAAGAAUGUAAGUCUAAAAGAAAAUCUUGGCAAGUGGCUGGCAGAAACUAGAUCAAUAACAGCAAUUCAUCUGACGAUAAGCCUGUUUGGAGAACCUUUAGAUUUCUCAAAGGAGGAGCACCCUGAAUCAGAUGUGCAGCAGCAACCAUGAAACUUAGGUUCUCUUCUUUAAGAACCAAACCUUCCCACCUGAGAAGACCUUUGUGAAGAGUUGUUCAAGAUGCUGAUAGACAAUUAAUGAUAAACAUUUAUCUCACUAUUUGGGCACCUUCAGUCAUAAAUAAUGACCUAUACCACACCCUGUGUAUCCACAACUGAAGUCUUACAAUGAAGUUUAAAAAUUUGGCUGCUUUUGAUUUUUGCCCUUCAUCUCCAGCAGAAAAUGUUUAAUGGACAAGUUUGUCACAGAAUUUUACAGUCUAGUAGUAUCUAAUUGCAAAAAAGGAAUGGGGUUUCUGAAAAAUAGGUCUCAUAUUCGGUCAUUUCCAUUCAUUUGGUAAACAGCAGAAAAUCUGCCUAGCCAGAUUGUAACUUCCCUGUAAAACACUAAAAUUGGCUUCUAUAGUUUAGUAGUGUAAAAAAAGGACAAAUAUGGAAUCUGCUUUUUUGUGUAAGUCUAAGGUCCAUUAUUUACAAGUUUUCACGAAUUUUCCAAUACAAUUGCCCAAAAUUGUUAUUGAGUGUAGCCUUUUUUUGUCUUUGGAUAGACAAGUGAAUGCAUUUCUUGUAAACCUGUUGGCAAGUCACACCAUGGUGAUUACUGUUCAAAAUAGCUUGCAGUGUAUGCUUUGACUUAUGUCACCCUAUCUAUCUAAGUUCAUGCCUACAAUUGAUUCAAGGUUGAAGGAAACCAAAAUAACCAUACUGUUUUGCUUUUGUCUGAUAUGUAGAGCAAUUUACAUCUCUUGUCAAGAUAUUUCUUUGGUCUUUUUCCUAUUUUCAAUAAAGGUUGGGGUUAUGUCAA
This is a messenger RNA of Stylophora pistillata, 4789 nucleotides long. RefSeq lists its product as uncharacterized. The record is from RefSeq and is a predicted model, not a curated record. NCBI's taxonomy places the organism in Eukaryota, Metazoa, Cnidaria, Anthozoa, Scleractinia, Pocilloporidae.